Messenger RNA from Mycosarcoma maydis (corn smut), 1260 nucleotides. RefSeq lists its product as uncharacterized. The coding region runs from base 1 to 1260 and encodes 419 amino acids. Gene Ontology annotation, biological process: heme oxidation. Lineage: Eukaryota; Fungi; Basidiomycota; Ustilaginomycetes; Ustilaginales. The transcript has a single exon. The record is from RefSeq and is a predicted model, not a curated record. Gene Ontology annotation, molecular function: heme oxygenase (decyclizing) activity.
AUGACAUGCCCAUUUGCCAAGUUGGCUGGCAUCCUUCCCAUCGCGCCUUCCUCCAAGUCACACGCUUUCCACGCCGCACACAGCCUUCACACUACCAACAUCAGCACCUCCUCCUUUGACUUCACACCCACCCUCUCGGAAGCGCUCCGUGUGGGAACGUCGGCCUCGCACCGUGCGGUGGAGAAAUCCCGCGGCGUAUCUCUCCUCCUUCAAUCGGUCCCCUCCUCCUCGGCCAGCACGUCGGAACAGUUGAAAUUCGACAGACUCGACUAUGUUCGAUUUCAAAUUAUGCUUGGUUGCGUCUACGUUGUACUGGAAGCAAGCCUCUUCACCGCUAGGGAGGCAAGAUUGAUUGCGCCGCUCUUUCAGGGCAAUCUGAUGCGAAACUUGGCUAGAUCCGCAUCCGUGUGGCGCGACAUCGAGGCGCAUUUGGAGACAAUCGAGCGUCAUACGGGCUCUGAGUUGGUGGACCUAGCCGAACAGGCGAGCGAGGAACGAGCCUUUGCUCCGAGCGAUGCGGGCGAGGAGCAGGACAGGGAGAAUUCAAUUUCUAGGGGAACGCUGUUCGACUUGGUCCACAAAGCCUUUCCUACCGCUAUGCAACUUUGUCCCGAGAACACCUCGACCGUCAGAUUGACGCAAGAUCACAUUGCACUUCUCACGCCAGCCCAAAUUCACUCUACGCUCAAGUAUGUCUCGACUCUCGCUACGCUGUCCGACGACCAAGCGGGUCUGCUGCUUGCUCACGCCUACACACGCUACCUAGGCGACCUUUCUGGUGGACAACACAUUCUGAAAAAAGUGGCCAAACGUUUCCCCAUUCCAUCCGCCUCUUCAUCCACCGACGGUUUCGCAUUCUACGAUUUCCACAACUCAAGCCAGCUAAAACCCGACUUCCGACUGGCCAUGGAAGCGGGCCUCGCUACGUUGCGUGACAAGCAGAUCGUCAUUGAUGGCGUGGUAGCGGAGGCAAACAAAGCGUUUGACCUAAACACGAGCUUGUUCGAGUCGCUGCUGCCGGCAGAUUUGAGGAUGUCUGCGCAGCACGAGCACGAGCUCGAGCUCGAGCUCGAGCCCGAACCCAAGCAAAACGUACCGAGGCCGAGUGCGGUAUUGCUGCACACACAAGUGGCGGGAAAGAACUGGGUGAGAGGCGAGAUGGCGGUUGUGGGCGGCGUGCUCGUCGCCGCUACAGCCGCAGUCGUCGUCGCGUCGAUGCUAGGCGCGCAUUCGCCAGGCGCCGUGGGCGUCCAUGCUUAG